Molecule: messenger RNA, 477 nt
Organism: Malassezia restricta
Lineage: Eukaryota; Fungi; Basidiomycota; Malasseziomycetes; Malasseziales; Malasseziaceae
Product: small subunit ribosomal protein S11e
Exons: 3
Coding region: 1-477 (158 amino acids)
Biological process (GO): translation
Cellular component (GO): ribosome; cytosolic small ribosomal subunit
Molecular function (GO): structural constituent of ribosome
Source: RefSeq, a predicted model, not a curated record
AUGUCGAACGUGGAGCUUGGUGUGCAGACGGAAAAGGCCUUCCAGAAGCAGCCCCUUUUCCUGAACUCGAAGGUGGCUCGCAAGAGCACCCGUGCUAAGCGGUGGUACAAGGACGUGGGCCUUGGUUUCAAGACGCCCAACGCCGCCGUCACCGGUACUUACAUUGACAAGAAGUGCCCCUGGACCGGUCUCGUGUCGAUCCGUGGCCGUCUCCUGAGCGGCAAGGUCAUCUCGACCAAGAUGACCCGCACGGUGAUCAUCCGCCGGGAGUACCUUCACUACGUCCCCAAGUACAACCGUUACGAGCGCCGUCACAAGAACCUGGCUGUGCACGUCUCGCCUGCCUUCCGUGUUGAGGUCGGUGACAUUAUUGUGGCUGGUCAGUGCCGCCCUCUCUCGAAGACGGUUCGCUUCAACACGCUCAAGGUGAUCAAGAACAAGAGCACGGAGCGUGCCAAGAUGUUCCACCGUUACUAA